AUGGAUAUAUAUUAUAUGUAGAUUUAUUUCCAAUUAUUUGUAUUUCAUUUAAAUCUUUUCGAAGAAGCCGUCGAGAGUUUUGCCUUAAUCCUUGGAAUAACAUCGGAUCAUCCUUUGAUAAAUUUACUAAUGGGUAUGGUUUAAUUAGAAUGAUUUUUUAGGAAAAACAUUAUUCAAUCUAGGUAGGAAAGAAGAAUCUAUUGAAUACUUUGAUGUGGCUAUCAAAAAUAAUCCAAUGUGUUAUGAAGCUUAUUUGAGAAAAAGCAGAAUUCAAUCUAACUUAAUCACUUUAGGAAUGACAUUAUUUAAUUUAGACAGAUAUCGAGAGGCUAUUGAAAGUUUUGCCUAAUUAAUCGAAAUGUAACCAACUAAUUAUGAAUUUUGA
This is a messenger RNA of Paramecium octaurelia, 385 nucleotides long. The record is from the annotation of a GenBank genome assembly. NCBI's taxonomy places the organism in Eukaryota, Ciliophora, Oligohymenophorea, Peniculida, Parameciidae.